Messenger RNA from Coregonus sp. 'balchen', 9432 nucleotides. The record is from the annotation of a GenBank genome assembly. NCBI's taxonomy places the organism in Eukaryota, Metazoa, Chordata, Actinopteri, Salmoniformes, Salmonidae.
GUUCAUCUCAUUCUGAUAGGUGGAGUGUGUCAGCUGAUUGCCGGCCUCCUGUCGUUCCGUAAAUACGACCACCUGAGCGGCACCGCCUUCAUUGGCUACGCAGCGCUCUGGGGCAGCUAUGGCGCCACACGCAUCUUCCUGGGCGCCUCCCAACCAAAAACAACUAACCUGACCCUGUCACAUGACCUGAUGAGUAACAUGACCCUGCCCACUACCCUCAUCACCAACCUAUCCCUGUCGGCGGAAGUCUGGAACAGCACCUCGCAGAGCCCUGAUUGGCUGUCUCUCCUGCCCAUCCCCCAGUCUGCCAUCGCGGGAUUGAUCCCCUACAUCCUUCUAUCCUUCCUAUUGGCCUUCUGCUCUGCCACGGUCAACAUCAUCAUGCCCUUCGUGUUCGGCGCCAUCACGCUGACCCUGCUGUUUGAGGCUGUGGCGGUUGGCGUGUCCUCGGCCUGGCCGUUGGUCGUCUCUGGCGUUCUAGAACUCCUCAUCCUCCUCUUCGCCGUGUACGGCAGCGCCGCCCUCUUGGUGAAAGGCCUGGCGCAGCGCUAUGUCCUCAAGGGGUUCGGCACGCCCCUGUUCAACGUGCUCCUGCUGGGGACCAACAGCCCUGCGGCCGGCGCCCAGAGCCUGGGACAGGAGAAGAAGAAGAACACCAAGUACGCUGAACCCCAGGCACUCUUCUUCUUCUGUGACACAGUGUCUCCCUUCAUCCUGUUGUUCUACAGCUUCGGCUACGUCAAGUCCUUCUCCCUGGGGGCUGUGUGGGUCUCCAUCAUCUCUGCUGCUCAACUCCUCUCUUCAUACUAUGCUCACCUGCGCCAAGAUGGCUACCUGGCCACCAAGGCCGGCCUGCACGCCACCUACUGGCUCACCAAGGCGUGGGAGGAGUUUGUGAUGUCGGCUGUGAUCGUGUCGGAGCCAGACGGAGAGGUGGCUACUGGGAGACAGGCGAUGGUUGGUGAUUGGUUCUUCGUGGCGGUGGCGCUCCUCCUCCUAGUGGUCAGUCUGAGUAAUGACGCCCUGGAGGUUACCCAUAAUGCUCUGUUCCUGCUGCUGUCCGUCUCCACGGUCCCCCAGAUCCCCCUUCAGGGGUACUAUGUAUUCUUCGGGGUGUCUUGUUCCCUGUUCGCCUCUGCCUCGCUCUAUGGGACGUUUUGCCGCCUCAUCAACACCAUCGCUGAGAAGAGUCUGAUCCCGGUGGGUCCUCAGCCCGUCUCCUCCGACCGUCUCCGCUCCAUCCUGUCCUGCUGUUCCUCCCCGCCGUCAUCAUCAUCAUCAUCAUCAUCCCCGACCAGUCAGAUCCCUGACGCUCUGUUCUACCUGACCAAUGGCGUGGCUGCUCUCUCGGCGCUCCACGCGGCCUCAUCCAGUCAGAGCGUGUCCUUCCUGCGGUUGAGUGUUCCCUGGGUUCUGGUGUCUGGAGCGGUGGUACAGGGGUUCGUCAGCAGGCUGCAGGUCAGAGGAGGGCAGAGGUUUGGCUCUGUCAUCCCAUCCUUCUACCUGGCUGUCUGGGCCACCUGGACAUGGUUCCGCUUCACAGGUAUGUGGAUGACUUAAUGCUAACCCUAACCAAUUCCUAACUGCAGGUGUCUUUAAGUUUUCGCUUAAGUCAUAAAAAACAAAAAAAAUCUGAUUCCAGCCACUCAUAGACUGUUCUCUCUGCUACCGCACGGCAAGCGGUACCGAUACACCAAGUCUGGAACCAACUGGACCCUGAACAGCUUCUACCCCCAAGCCAUAAGACUGCUAAAUAGUUAGUUAAAUAGUUAACCAAAUAGCUACCCAGACUAUCUGCAUUGACUCUUUUUACACUAACUAUUUUGACUCAUCCCAUACGCUGCUGCUACUUUUUAUUAUCUGUCCCUUUAUUCCCAGUUAUAUGGACAUAUCUACCUCAAUGACCUCGUUCCCCUGCACAUAGACUCAGUACAGGUACCCCGUGUAUACAGCCAAGUUAUCAUGGACUCAGUACUGGUACCCCGUGUAUAUAGCCAAGUUAUCAUGGACUCAGUACUGGUACCCCGUGUAUACAGCCAAGUUAUCAUGGACUCAGUACUGGUACCCUGUGUAUACAGCCAAGUUAUCAUGGACUCAGUACUGGUACCCCGUGUAUAUAGCCAAGUUAUCAUGGACCCAGUACUGGUACCCCGUGUAUACAGCCAAGUUAUCAUGGACUCAGUACUGGUACCCCGUGUAUAUAGCCAAGUUAUCAUGGACUCAGUACUGGUACCCCGUGUAUACAGCCAAGUUAUCAUGGACUCAGUACUGGUACCCCGUUGUAUAUAGCCAAGUAUCAUGGACUCAGUACUGGUACCCCGUGUAUACAGCCAAGUUAUCAUGGACUCAGUACUGGUACCCCGUGUAUAUAGCCAAGUUAUCAUGGACUCAGUACUGGUACCCCCUGUAUACAGCCAAGUUAUCAUGGACUCAGUACUGGUACCCCGAGUAUAUAGCCAAGUUAUCAUGGACUCAGUACUGGUACCCCGUGUAUACAGCCAAGUUAUCGUGGACUCAGUACUGGUACCCCGUGUAUACAGCCAAGUUAUCAUGGACUCAGUACUGGUAUCCCGUGUAUAUAGCCAAGUUAUCAUGGACUCAGUACUGGUACCCCGUGUAUACAGCCAAGUUAUCAUGGACUCAGUACUGGUACCCCGUGUAUACAGCCAAGUUAUCAUGGACUCAGUACUGGUACCCUGUGUAUAUAGCCAAGUUAUCAUGGACUCAGUACUGGUACCCCGUGUAUAUAGCCAAGUUAUCAUGGACUCAGUACUGGUACCCCGUGUAUACAGCCAAGUUAUCAUGGACUCAGUACUGGUACCCCAUGUAUACAGUACAGCCAAGUUAUCGUUACUCAUUAUGGAUUUAUUAUUACUGUUAUUAUUACUGUUAUUAUUACAGUUAUUAUUACAGUUAUUAUUACAGUUAUUAUUACAGUUAUUAUUACAGUUAUUAUUACUGUUAUUAUUACAGUUAUUAUUACUGUUAUUAUUACUGUUAUUAUUACAGUUAUUAUUACUGUUAUUAUUACUGUUAUUAUUACUGUUAUUAUUACUGUUAUUAUUACUGUAAUUAUUACUGUUAUUAUUACUUUUCUAUUAUUUCUAUAUUUGAUUUUUCUCUGCAUUGUUGGGAAGGGCACAUAAGGAAACAUUUGUUCAUGUUAUUGCUGUUUUCUCCAUGCUCUGCUGCCUGUUUCAGUAAAACGUCUCUGUGUUCUUUUCUCAGGCCCCAUGCUGCAGAUCUCUCCAGUAGGAUCCUAUGGGUUCACAGCUGGAGCCAUCGCUUUCCUGGUCAUCAACGCUUUCCUCAUGCUCAUCGGUCAGUCUUUACAUAAAGUCACCAAUAUCUACCUCUUCUCCUGCUGAGAGAGAGAGAGAGAGAGAGGACUGACGAGUGAGAGAGAGAGACGGAGAGAGUAGAGAGAGGAGGAGAGGAGGGAGAGAGAGAGACGAGAGGAGAAGAGAGAGAGAGAGAGAGAGAGAGAGAGAGAGAGAGAGAGGGAGAGAGCUCUGUUCCUAACCCUCUCCAUGUCCCCCCCAGCUGCGUAUGGUAACCUCUGUUCCUAACCCUCUCCAUGUCCCCCCCCCCAGCCUGCGUAUGGUAACCUCUGUUCCUAACCCUCUCCAUGUCCCCCCCCCCCCCCAGCUGCCGUAUGGUAACCUCUGUUCCUAACCCUCUCCAUGCCCCCCCCCCCCAGCUGCGUAUGGUAACCUCUGUUCCUAACCCUCUCCAUGUCCCCCCCAGCUGCGUAUGGUAACCUCUGUUCCUAACCCUCUCCAUGUCCCCCCCCCCCAGCUGCGUAUGGUAACCUCUGUUCCUAACCCUCUCCAUGUCCCCCCCCCCCAGCUGCGUAUGGUAACCUCUGUUCCUAACCCUCUCCAUGUCCCCCCCCCCCAGCUGCGUAUGGUAACCUCUGUUCCUAACCCUCUCCAUGCCCCCCCCCCCCCAGCUGCGUAUGGUAACCUCUGUUCCUAACCCUCUCCAUGUCCCCCCCAGCUGCGUAUGGUAACCUGGUCCUCUUGUCUCUGACCGUGGUCAUGGAGGCAGUCCUGGUGUGUUUCCUCCUGUCCACCCUCCAACAGCUCCCCUACCAGCUGGAGAGUAAGGAACCUGCUUUUCACCACCCUACACUGACAGGACCAGGCUCUGAGGGGAGGACGGCUCAUCAUAAUGACCGGAACGGAGCAGAUGGAAUGGCAUCAAACACCUGGAAGUCAUGUGUGAUACCAUUCCACUGAUUCCGCUCCAGUCAAUAGAACGAGCCCGUCCUCCCCAAUGAAGGUGCCACCAGCCUCCUGUGAUACACAGUAUGGCUGAGUCCAAAAACCCAACACUUGGCCAUCUGCCCUUUAUCGCGUGAUCGAAGUGGUCCAAGUGGUUGGGUUUGUGAUUCAGCCAAUGUUAUGUGGUAUCCAUAGUGACCGUAUAUCAAUAUGUUUGCUGCUCAGACAAUAACUGUAUAAAUGUACACAUUAAUCUGCUACCUAGACGUCAGUUGUGUCACUGUUCUAACACGUUUCUGGCGUUGUUCUUGUAGUUGCCAUGCUAGCUGUGUUCUCAGUCAUCUGUCUAUAUGGGACCCUGGCAUCACUGGUCAACUGUACCUUCUCUCAGAGUGUGCUGCCCCUGGGGCCUCCACUGGUUAAGGUGAGAACAAGACACUGUUCCACUCUCUUCCGUUCCAUUGGAUGAGCUGACAAAUAGAAUGGAGCGGUUUAAUGGGGUUUCAUUCCAUUUCAUUCUACUGUUCUCCGAUCCAGUUCCUUCCUUUUCUAUCCUGUUCCACAUCUUGUGUUGUUGUGUCUCAGGGUGUGAAGCAGCAGCAGCAGAAGUCCUCCCCUGCCCUGCCCUGUCCCGUGGCAGACUCCAGACUGACCAGUGGUCUCCUGAAGAUCUCCAGACUGCUGGACGACGGGGGGGUCUGUGGAAUCCCCACCGAUACCGUCUACGCCCUGGCCGCAUCCUGCAAGAACCCUCAGGCCAUCGAGAGCAUCUACAACAUCAAGGACCGCCCAGCAGAGAAGCCCAUCUGUAUCUGUAUCUCCAGUGUAGAGCAGCUGGUGGCAGCCAAGCCCCCCUUCAGCUCUCUACUCUGGGAGUUCAUGAGGAACGUCUACCCUGGAGGGAUCAGCUGCAUCGUCAGCAAGGGGGACUGGCUACUCAGACUGGGUAAGAGGUGGUGGCUGCAACUGCAACUGCAUUGGGUUACAUUGGGUUAGGGUUAGUGUUAGGGGUCGGGAUACUGCAUUGGGUUACGUUGGGUUAGGGUUAGUGUUAGGGGUCGGGAUACUGCAUUGGGUUACAUUGGGUUAGGGUUAGUGUUAGGGGUCGGGAUACUGCAUUGGGUUACAUUGGGUUAGGGUUAGUGUUAGGGGUCGGGAUACUGCAUUGGGUUACAUUGGGUUAGGGUUAGUGUUAGGGGUCGGGAUACUGCAUUGGGUUACGUUGGGUUAGGGUUAGUGUUAGGGGUCGGGAUACUGGGUAAGAGGAAGGGUGGUGGCUGCAACUGCAACUGCAUUGGGUUACGUUGGGUUAGGGUUAGUGUUAGGGGUCGGGAUACUGCAUUGGGUUACGUUGGGUUAGGGUUAGUGUUAGGGGUCGGGAUACUGCAUUGGGUUACGUUGGGUUAGGGUUAGUGUUAGGGGUCGGGAUACUGCAUUGGGUUACGUUGGGUUAGGGUUAGUGUUAGGGGUUGGGAUACUGCAUUGGGUUACGUUGGGUUAGGGUUAGUGUUAGGGGUCGGGAUACUGCAUUGGGUUACGUUGGGUUAGGGUUAGUGUUAGGGGUCGGGAUACUGCAUUGGGUUACGUUGGGUUAGGGUUAGUGUUAGGGGUCGGGAUACUGCAUUGGGUUACGUUGGGUUAGGGUUAGUGUUAGGGGUCGGGAUACUGCAUUGGGUUACAUUGGGUUAGGGUUAGUGUUAGGGGUCGGGAUACUGGGUAAGAGGAGGGGUGGUGGCUGCAACUGCAACUGCAUUGGGUUACGUUGGGUUAGGGUUAGUGUUAGGGGUCAGGAUACUCUCAGAAAUGGUUUGAUGAAAACAACGUCUUAUUUGGUUUCUUCGUUCUCUAUUGUGUGCGUUGAUUUGAUGAUGAUCUAUUUGUUUACCUGUGUUGAUCUAUUUGUUUACCUGUGUUGAUCUAUUUGUUUACCUGUGUUGUCCAGGUGUGGGUGCAGCCUAUGACCGUGUGGGGACCAAGGACAGCAUCAUGAUCCGAGUCCCUGACCACACCGUCACCGGACACCUGUGUGACAUCACCGGACCGCUUGCCAUCACCUCAGCCAAUCCCAGUGGGGAACCCGACAGCACGCACCACGACAUGGUCAUCAGGUAACGGUCUAUCAUAACACCCACCUGUACCCACCUGUACCCACCUGUACCCACCUGUACCCACCUGUACCCACCUGUACCCACCUGUACUCACCUGUACCCACCUGUACCCACCUGUACUUAAGUGCUUAAGCCUGUUGGUGUGCUAUACUGCCUUCAUCUGAUAGUGAUGCUGAUAGUGAUGCUGAUAGUAUUUAAGUAUUUUUCUAUCCAGGAGGCUGGUUGUAAUGUAGACUGGUCUGAUCUUUCCUGUCAGACUGGUUUCAUAUCAAUGCCUGCAGCAUAAAGUUCCAGUUUUACUAAUGUAUCUGUGUUAAUCAGUCCUCUGUCUAGUGUCCUGCUGUCUAUAGGGUCAUGAUGAUUCCAUUCCAGUGGUGGUCGGUGCCUUUUAAGAUUAGGGAGGACGAUUAUUUUGUUAAGAGCAGGGCCUUAUUUCUAUUACAGCAUAUUGGAUGACUCUCAUUCAUAUUCUAUUCACCCAGCUCAAUGUAACAGUGAUAGGUUUAGGCUACUACAUAAUACUAACAUGUUCCCUGUACCCAUCAUGAGGUUGCUACAACCUAGCCUAUGAAUGAAAGCUUACAACGUAGGUGCACAGGUCGAGUGAUCAAGGUGACAGACAGCGACACAUUCAACACCGCCUUGCACACUCUUACCUGCAUCUAGCUGAUAUAGGGUGUAAUCAUUCGUCCAACAGUUGCAAACAAGAGUUUCUGUUGGAAAAUCCAGUUCGGCUUAUACCCGUUUUGUUCCAUUUGCUUUGUUUAAGAAACGUUUUAACAGAAUCUGUGGAAUGAAUACACCCCUGAUCCCACGCAAACAUAGUUCACUUUCAUAGCAGCCACAUACAAACAGCAUGAUCUCUUUUCUCAUUGUAAAAAUCUAUUCUCGCUCAUACACGCUAUUCUGUGACCAGGUGAAAAAACCUUUCCAAGCCAAACUUUCAUACCAUAACCGCUAACCGCUACACACAGCCUACAUCGUUGUCACCACUAUUAGCUAACGUCAUAGUCAAUCAACAUAGCUACUAGAACUAACGUGUUAGAAAACCUGCAACGAUCAUGCAGUACAGUGUACAGCAAGCAGUUUAGCAGUUCCACCGGUGGGCCCCGGUGGCAAUAAAUUAAUCAAACCAAAAGCAUCCCUUUCUGCAUUCGCUAGCUAGCUGCAAUAUGAACAGAAAUGUGAGUUAUAGAUCUGUCAUUAUCAUUGAAAGCAAGUCUAAGAAGAAGUAGAUCUGUUCUAUGUUCUACUAUUUCUAUGCUUCCGGUUCUCAUGUUUCGUUUCUGCUUCUUUUCCUUUCGGUUUUGUCCACCAGCUUCAAACAGCUGAAAAUACAAUAUUUUUGGUUAUGGACAAGAUAUUUCACAGCAGUUUAGAUGGUACAAUGAUUCUCUUCACUAUACUUGCUUGUUUUGUCACAAACUGAAACUAGGCUAACUAUUCGAGUUUUAGCAAGAAGGAAUUUGCGGAGUGAUUAUACAUAGUGCAUCUUUAUGUGAAAGUUAUGAAAUAUAGCUAGCUCUCUCUCCCUGUCUUCCUUCUCCUUUAUUUUGUAAGAAAUUAAUUUGUUCAAAACUGUUCAACUCUUGUCUUUCUCUCUCUUUGAGUCGACUACUCACCACAUGUUAUGCACUGUAGUGCUAGCUAGCUGUAGCUUAUGCUUUCAGUACUAGAUUCAUUCUCUGAUCCUUUGAUUGGGUGGACAACAUGUCAGUUCAUGCUGCAAAAGCUCUGAUAGGUUGGAGGACAUCCUCUGGAAGUUGUAAUAAUUACUGUGUAAGUUUAUGGAAGGGGGUGAGAACCAUGAGCCUCCUAGGUUUUGGAUUGAAGUCAAUGUACCCAGAGGAGGACGAUAACGAGCUGUCCUCCGGCUACACCAUGGUGCUACCCUACAGAGUGCUGUUGAGGCUACUGUAGACUUUCAUUGCCAAACAGAGUGUUUUAAUCAAUGAUUUGGUGAGGUGAAUAUAUGUAAUAUAGUUUUAUCUAAAAAGGUUAACUAUUAACUACUACUAACUAUUUGUAUUUUUAUGAAAUUCACUGAGGAGGAUGGUCCUCAACUGUUAGAUACAGUUCUUGAACCUGAACCUUCUCUGAACAUGACACUUCCCUUUCCUGUCAGACUGGUUUCCUUCCUGUAACCCAUAAGACCAGCAUCUGAACAUAUCUAUCCUGCUGUGUAAACAUCAAUUUAUACUGAUGUAUCUGUGUUGAUCUUUAUCUGUCUGUGAUCCAGUGGUCUGGGCCAAUCUAAACCUAAACCUGAACCUGAACCUGAACCUAAACCUGAACCUGAACCCGAACCUACUCUGACACUGUCUGUCACUAUGUUUGUAUCCUAGUCGGCUGGGCCAUAAGAUCCAGGGGGUUCUGUGUGACGGGGAUUCCAACGAGGUCGUAGCCUCAACGGUGGUGAACUGCCUCAAGAUAGAUGAAGGUAUGAUGUCACAGAACAGAAGCCCACUACAAUAACUAAUGACUAACAUCUUAGGUUGUGUUGUCCUGCCUGGGGACGGAACAUUCUGGUAACUUUCUCAAAAUUCCCAGGUUUUCCAGAAAUACUGGUUGAAAGAUUCCUGGAUUUCAAAGAAUCCUCCGACCAGGAUUUCUGGAAAACCUGGGAAAAGUUACCGGGACUUUGCAACACUAGUCCCACGCUGUGAUUCAGUGUGUGUCAACGAUCACUCAGUCAGUAUUGUGUUUCCUCCUCCUCCAGGUACGAUUAGUAUCGUGAGGGAAGGCUGUGUCCCGGCGGUGAAGGUCCGACAGAUCUUUGAGAGGGUGAAGACCAGCAUGCUGUGAGGAGGACCCCUUCCUCCAUCCCUCCUCCAUCUACCUCUCCUCCCCCCUUUCUCCCCCUCCAUCCACUGUUGACCAAUGAUGACACUCAUAUCAGAUACUGGACCCACCCACCUCAGGCCACCAUCCAAUGAAGUGUGUUCUCUUGAAGAUAACUGUAGAUUACAUUUGAAGAGUAGAAACUUGAGAUGCAUUGUUGCUAUUUUCUGCAAAUGUUAUGAAGCUGAAGUGAGGAGGAGAACGCAGUGAAAACCAAAUGCAAUGUUGAUCUUUAUUUACUCUGUAGUGUUGUUAUG